CUAUCUAUCCUUACAUCAAUCAGGUUUGUAUCCUUUACCAAAUCAAAAUCAUCCUUGUUUCAACGUUCCAUAUAGCUUGUCAGUGAGUUGGACAUCACUGGCGGUGAUGAGCGGAAAGUCGGCAAGUAAUCACCUUUGUGCGCGAAACAAGCAUCUGAUGCCGUUCCUUUGAAAUACAGGAUAUUAUGCGGGGCUGAUCGUAAGUUGCGUCUGUCGUGGCAUCUCCACGCGUAACUCUACUCUAAUCUUUAUCAAACAUGAUAGGAGUCUCUUUUCUUUGCCACUCAGGCGCUGACCACCUUGCAUUGGAGCCGUGCUUCGGAUCGUGUUGGCCGUAAACCUGUUCUCUUGAUAGGGAUCUUCGGGCUCUCCCUAUCAAUGUUGUGUUUUGGAUUAUCCAAGACACUGUUGCGGCUGAUUCUCAGUCGUUGCAUUACUGGAGCCUUGAAUGGUGGCAGUGGAGUCAUAAAGAGUAUGAUGGGUGAACUCACUGAUUCUACCAACAUGGCGCAAGGCUUUGCCCUGAUACCUAUUACGUGGUCCUUAGGUGCUACUAUGGGUCCUAUGAUUGGUGGAACUCUAGAACACCCUCAAUAUCAUUUUCCUAAUCUAUUCCGUGGCGCAUUCUGGUCGCAGUUCCCAUACUUCCUUCCUAGCGCUGUUGCUGCAGCAUUUGCAGUGGCAAGUUUCCUGACAAUCCUCUUCUUCUUAAAAGAGACACUGCCCAGACAACAGUCGCAAGAGAAAUCCACGUCUACUCUCAACGUCGAAGCCCCCAACGUUCCCGUAAAUGUCGUCAAGGACUCACCUAUGUCUAUGCGUUCGCUCUUUGUGCCAUCCGUACUGAUCCCUAUCGCCAACUAUGGGUGCAUCGCCAUUCUAGACAUGGUCAUAUAUGCACUUCAGCCUCUCUUUUAUUCCACGCCAAUCGAACUUGGUGGCCUCGGAUUCGAUCCUGUUGCUAUCGGGUUUUGGAUGGGAACUUGCGGCAUUGUCGACGCUGCCUUGCUCACAAUCAUUUUUCCACCACUGGUAAACAAAUUCGGUCUCAGGGCCGUUUUUCGCUCUUGCGAAGCAUGUUUUAUUCCUAUCUUUGCUCUCUUCCCCAUCACCAACAUCAUUGCACGCCAGUAUGGAAUCAACUGGCUUGUCUGGUUUUCCCUCACGUGUUCGCUGAUACUAGGUGUUUUCAUGCAUAUGACGUUCACUUGUAGCCAGAUGUUCAUUACCGCAGCCGCUCCCAACAGGCGAUCCUUGGGAGCUACGAAUGGUCUUGCGUCAAUGACAGCAUCCAUCGUUCGAGCUGUUGGCCCUGCCAUGUCCACCUCGAUGUUCGCCUACUCUGUUCAGCAUAACAUCAUGGGUGGUUACGCCGUCUAUGCCGUCCUUGUGACUAUGAGUGUCUUUGCUGUGAGGUUUGCUGGCACACUCCCGGGAAGCAUUCAAAAGGAGGCAUGAUUUGCGGCACCAUAUUGAUAUAGUGAUUGAUUCACGCCACUCCGUGAUUUCCAGGUUUGCUUUGGGUUGUUAUACACUACACAAGAUCACGAAGUACGAUACUUUGUUCCAUCUAUGCACACGAAAAGCAAGGCGUUCUUUGCACUCAGAGACGCGUUAGGGAUAUCGGGAGUUCCAUAGACUGGAUCUAGAUUGAAUUGUCAUACAUAUUAUUACAUAGAGUAUGUCUCUCAAACAGGACAACAACUGUAUUUUUUUUAAAAAGGUGUUCAUUUAUACAGCUUAUGUGCUGAUCCCUCGGAAAGCUAUCCAGAGAGGAGAGGUGCAAAAUAGUGUAGGACAAUUAGCUAUUAGUGACAUGGAA
This is a messenger RNA of Suillus paluster, 1822 nucleotides long. Its product is annotated as major facilitator superfamily domain-containing protein. The transcript has 5 exons. Gene Ontology annotation, molecular function: transmembrane transporter activity. Lineage: Eukaryota; Fungi; Basidiomycota; Agaricomycetes; Boletales; Suillaceae. The record is from RefSeq and is a predicted model, not a curated record. Bases 379 to 1458 code for a protein of 359 amino acids.